Molecule: messenger RNA, 4377 nt
Organism: Besnoitia besnoiti
Lineage: Eukaryota; Apicomplexa; Conoidasida; Eucoccidiorida; Sarcocystidae
Exons: 3
Coding region: 1-4377 (1458 amino acids)
Source: RefSeq, a predicted model, not a curated record
AUGGAGAUUUCGGCGAAGGCUCCAAGCCAGGGCGUAGAGUCGCGCCCGCGGCUGUCCUCCGCCGGCAGCCACGAGGCAGAGCCCAGGGGCCAGAAGCCGAGCGGCCCGAGCCAGGUCGGAGACCGAGUCUCGCCUCCAUCUCCCUCUCAGGCGGGCAGAUGGCGAGGGGGGCUGCGCACCGCGCGCGUGUGCGAGCCGUCAAUUGCAGAGCCGAGCGAGGCUGUGGCGAAGGCCGUCGCCAGUCCGGCGGUCGCGGAAGUCCCGGCGCAGACAGACCGCGACAGGCCAGGAGACAGGUGCGAACGCGGACAGAACGGGAAGGAGAGUUUGGGGUCGGACGAGCUGGCGGCCGCGACCCCUGAAUCGCCCAACGAACCCUUCCUCUUUUCUGGCGAGUUGCCCUCUGACAGGCAGCCGCCGUCGUCCUCCGAGAGUUCUUCGUCGCUCUCAGUUUCUUCCUCGACUUCUGUCUCGUCCGUGACUGUCUCUUCUUCAGACUCCUCAACUGUCUCCUCUCAGUCGGUUUCCUUGGCGUCGUCUCUCUCUUUGUCGCCUCCCGCCUCUCUGUGGUCUGCCUCCUCGCCCUCUUGUCUCCUGGAGCCCCCGCUGCCGGCAGCAGGUCUGUCUCCCACCUCGUCGGUGAAGUGCCAAGAGAGGCCUGGCGUGACCAUGAGGCGCAGCACGCGGCUGCAGGUAUCUGCUGUCUCGCAAAGUCAGCAAGUCGCGUUCUCUCCCUCCGCAGGUUUGGUCGCGCGUCCAACCGCGCCUGCAGGCACCCGCGGCCGCAAGGCUCGUCUGGGCGCGCCGUCAUUCGCCUCUUCUCUGGCUUCGGGGGCCACCGGGUCUGCGGGCGGGCUCUCAGGCGUCUCCCUUCUUCCCCUCCCGCUGGGGAGCGCGGUCGGAGGCAGACGACAGGGGCGGAAGAGGCGCAGUCAGGGUCUCCCGCAGGAAGCCAGGGAGUCCACCGUAGAGACAAGCGCCGGCGACGGGGCGUCUCCGCUGUCGCCUGCUUCUGCCCAGAAGCGCGAGAGAGGAAAGCGAGUGAAGGUCGAGGGGGGGAAGCAGGAGCCGUUUUCGGUGGGGCCUGUCUCCAGCGACGCCCGUGUGUCUCUCUCGCCAGCCGCGUCGUCCAUCGCCAGUUCCCGCCGACCGCAGCAGCGUUCGCCGUCGUCGGGCUCAUCUUCUUUCCCUUUCUUUCUUCAAGAGGAGAGCGGCAACUCGCUGGAUUGCACGCUCGCGCCUCACGCUUCAGACGCGCCCUGGCAUCACCCGCUGUGGCCGGCCAGCGCGCCCCGGCCGCCCUGUCUGGCUCGCGACUCGCCCGUGUGGGGGGGAGCCUCGGCCUCGCUGGCGGCGCGCGAGAGACAGAACUGGCAGGCCUUCUUCGCGCGCUGGGUCGCGACGACCUUCGGGGCGCGUGCGGCGCGCGAGCCUAGUCUGCCGCGAAGCGCGGAAGGUGAAGAGGCGGCGGUGUCCGCAGGCGGAGAGGGCGAGAGAAGCGGCGCGGCCUCAGAGGCCGAUCACGUGGGCGCUGCAGCGGUCGACAUUCGCCUGCUUUUCAACUGUCUCCUUUACGGCCACCCACAGGGUCUCUUCAAACGCAAAGAAGCAGGCGCCGAGGCCCCGAGAGGCAAAAGGCGGAGAACCGAGGAGGGGCACGCCGCGACGCAGCACCAGCGCGCCGUGCCCGCCUCCGCUUCGUCCGCCACUCCCCCCGCCGCGCAGCCUUCGCAGGGCGGCAGCAGUGAACCUGUGGGCAGCGGGGGCAAGUCUGCGUUACGCGAUCCAAGCGCGGCAAGGCGAGAGGCGGCCGUCGCAUCGACCGGCAGCGCGGGCGACGGAACAGCGCGAGACGGGAGGGACGUGCAGGGGGAGGCGAUGAGCUGCACUUCCCCCGCCUUGAUACCUUGCCGCCUCUUCUUUUCUCCAGCGCCCCCCGCCCCGCUCGCGCCCAGAAGACGGCAACCGACGAGUCUCUCGGCGCGUUAUCGGCGCAUGUACGGGGCCCGUGACGGGCGAGACCUCCUUCAGGUGUACCGGCACUUGACAAAGCUGUGUCUUUCUGCAGGCGACGGGAGCUCAAGCGCAAACUCCGGCGAUUCGGAGAAGGCGACAGCCGAAUCAGACCAGAGGGGAGAGAGCGACGUCGAGGUGAUGGAGGCGGUGCAGCCGACAGGCAGGAGACAGAAAGGCCUUGCAGAGGCCGAAGAGGGGCCGCGGCGGGCCGUCGUCGCCCCGGCGUCCUCUGCUCUUCAGACUCAAGAGGGUCGCAGAGGAAAGGGCCACGGCGUGAAAACAGCAACAGAGGAGGACGAGACGGCGUGCCUGGAGGGGGAGAGAUGCGACAGGCGCAAGAGGCGAGCAGGUUGCGAAGGGCACUCGGAAAAAACGACGGAUAAGAGACGGUGGGAAAUGGCCCUACAGGUUCUCUCGAGACUGAAGGUCGGACACAGCUGUGAAGCCAUUUUCCUCGGGCUUGGUGAUCUCCCUUUUGCCAACCGAAAAAAGCUCUUCUUCCGCCGCAUCUUCAAUUUCCGCUGGAGCCCCAAGAAGAAAUUGUCUGCGUCGCCUCUGCCUCUGGCCCCCUGCGACGCUCCCGCCAAUGCCGCCCAGGCAGCUGACGCAGCCUCGCCUUCCGCGUCAGGUGCGUCGGGUUCCGCCGACACCGGGAACGCCAAGGCCUCGGCCACCCCCGGCGCGUCUCCCAGGGAGGAGACCAAACAGGCUUGCGCGAACGAAAGCCGGAGUGGACGAGGAAAAAAGAAGGACGAGUCUAAGAGGGCCCUGGCCUCGUCGGCUUCGCCUCCGCCUCCAAAAUGGCAGAAAAGGACCAACCAGGAGUGCAAAGAAACUGCGCCGUGGGCGACGCUGGUCGAUCCGGCGGAUUCCCAGUCGCUCUUCCUCUCUUCGUGGCCCUCCCUGGCGCCGCACGUGGAGGCGGAAGAUGCCAGCGGCUGUGGCGGUUCAACUGUGGCGACCGAAGAGGCGUCAGGAGAGAGGACAGGCGGGGAUCGUCAUCGGGAAGUUAGCGUCACGUCGUCUGGCUCCGUGCGAGUCUCCUCUGCAGGGGCGAAGCGCGUUGCGCUCGAGGCUCCGCCUCGUCCGUACCGUCCCUUGUGUCUCCUGUCGCUUCUGCAUAUGUCUCGGCUAGUGCGCCGAGCGCAGUUUCUCCGGUAUUUGAGAGAGCAGAUGGAGCCCGAGUGCGCCUCGCUUCUCCACCUGCUUCUCCUCAAGGGCCACCUACGUGUCAAGUGCGACCAUGACUCCGACCGCCGCGUUGAGUUCGAUCGCCACGUGUCGUGGCUGCUCUCCCGGCUUCCAGGCGACCCGCAGCUCCUGCGGUACGCCUGGUGGGGGCGUGGCGGGUCUCCUGGCCUCCAGCGCGGUCUGCAGAUCUCGGAGAAGAAGGGCGACCCUGCGGCCCAGUGGAUGUCCUUUCCGCCGCUCCACUCCCCGCCCUCGCUUUACCCCGCGCCGGCGGCACCCAACGCGGGGCCGGCGCCUUCUCGCACGGCCCUAGCCCACCCGGCCGAGGGGCGUGCGGAUCGCCCAGCGCGGAGCGACGACGGAGACAGGGCUCUCGAGGACGCGGCCGCGGUCGGCGCGGCACUCGCCGCGGCAGCCGCAGGCGCCAUCAACGGCCCCACUCCGGGGAUCCGAUGGGGCGGGGGCCUCCCCGAAGGGCUGACGUCCAGGCUCCGGGGCCGCGGCUCUUCUGGCGACAGAGACACCGGCGCGGAUACAGGAAAAGGAGGGGUAACUGCGAGCGGUGCGGGCGCAGCUGUGGUGGUCGGCACCGCGACGUCUGGCGGGGCGGCAGGACUUCAAAGCGGGCCUGUGCUGGGAAGUUCUCAGCGCCGGCUACUCCGCCUCUUCCGGCGCGUGUGCCCUGCCGACGUCCUUCAUCGGGCUCUGACGACCGGAAGUGUCUCUCUUUCGUGGCCCACAGCGACAGAGCUGCAGGUGCUGCGUUUGCCGGAACUUCUGCUGGAUCAACAGGUGAUGCGUCUCGCAGACGCCUUUGUAUGGUCGUUUGAGGGCUGGGUAGGAAAUUUGGUGGCGGUCGCGCCGUUCCUGAAUGUCUAUACACCGCACCGUCGCACGCAAAUCGGGAUAAAGAAGCGUCUCGGUGUGCGACAGCUGCCUAACGCGCUUCUGACAAAGGGCUCGCCACCCCCGCCAGCCGACUUCGACGACGCGCACUCGAGCAGCAGCUCCAGUGGCGUCUCGCGUCCGUUCUCUGCGUCUGGCCCCGUACCGGGCCUUCCACUCUCUCCGCAGACUGUCUCGGCCGCCAAAGAUCAGAACGGCAGCGGAGGCGCCCGAAAGCGACGAAGAGUUGCCGCACGCGAGACGGAAGACGCAGGCGUGGCGUGA